Coregonus clupeaformis (lake whitefish) is the source of this 523-nucleotide messenger RNA. RefSeq names its product protein FAM32A-like. Lineage: Eukaryota; Metazoa; Chordata; Actinopteri; Salmoniformes; Salmonidae. The record is from RefSeq and is a predicted model, not a curated record. Gene Ontology annotation, cellular component: nucleolus. The transcript has 4 exons. Bases 2 to 403 code for a protein of 133 amino acids.
CAUGAAAAUCAUCUGCAUAACAGCGAGAGAGGAAGAACGAAUUCGACAUCAACAACAAAUGUCGGAUCAAUACGCCACCGUCCAGAAAGGCUCCCUGAAAUUGAAAGGAAUAGGCGUUGUUUCCGCGGGUAAAAAAAAGAAGAAGAAGGACAAGGAGAAGAAGCGUUGUUUGGAGCAGCAAAUUAAUACAAAUAAAAACGAAGAGGAGGAGACCAAGAGUGGAUACAUUGACAAAAGAACACCAGCUCAAAUGGCUUUUGACAAGAUGCAAGAGAAGAGGCAAAUGGAGAGAAUUUUGAACAAAGCAGAAAAAACUCACAAGCGGAGAGUUGAGGAUUUCAACCGUCACCUGGACUCCCUGACAGAACAUUACGAUAUUCCUAAAGUCAGCUGGACCAAAUGAAGAGGAAUCCUGGAUCACUUUAAUUUUAGAAUGUGCUUUAGAAGUUACUUUUUUUUUGCCCAUUGUUACCCAUGCGGUGUCAUUUCUGUUGUACAUUAAAGUCAUUUUAUAAUGUGGUAA